UUUCUAGAAUCUCUUCCCAGCGGCCUUUGCGGUUCCAACAUGGCGGAGCUGACGGUGGAGGUUCGCGGCUCCAACGGGGCUUUCUACAAGGGAUUUAUCAAAGAUGUUCAUGAAGACUCCCUCACAGUUGUUUUUGAGAACAAUUGGCAACCAGAACGCCAGGUUCCAUUUAAUGAAGUUAGAUUACCACCACCACCUGAUAUAAAAAAAGAAAUUAGUGAAGGAGAUGAAGUAGAGGUAUAUUCAAGAGCAAAUGAUCAAGAACCAUGUGGAUGGUGGUUGGCUAAAGUUCGAAUGAUGAAGGGAGAAUUUUAUGUCAUUGAAUAUGCUGCUUGUGAUGCCACUUACAAUGAAAUAGUCACAUUUGAACGACUUCGACCUGUCAAUCAAAAUAAAACUGUCAAAAAAAAUACCUUCUUUAAAUGCACAGUGGAUGUUCCUGAGGAUUUGAGAGAGGCGUGUGCUAAUGAAAAUGCACAUAAAGAUUUUAAGAAAGCAGUGGGAGCAUGCAGAAUUUUUUACCAUCCGGAAACCACGCAGCUAAUGAUACUGUCUGCCAGUGAAGCAACUGUGAAGAGAGUAAAUAUUUUAAGUGACAUGCAUUUGCGGAGUAUUCGUACAAAGUUGAUGCUUAUGUCCAGAAAUGAAGAGGCCACUAAGCACUUAGAAUGCACAAAACAACUUGCAGCAGCUUUUCAUGAGGAAUUUGUUGUGAGAGAAGAUUUGAUGGGCCUGGCGAUAGGAACGCAUGGUAGUAAUAUACAGCAAGCUAGGAAGGUUCCUGGAGUUACAGCUAUUGAGCUAGAUGAAGAUACUGGAACAUUUAGAAUCUAUGGAGAGAGUGCUGAUGCUGUGAAAAAGGCUAGAGGUUUCUUGGAAUUUGUGGAGGAUUUUAUUCAGGUUCCUAGGAAUCUUGUUGGAAAAGUAAUUGGGAAAAAUGGCAAAGUUAUUCAAGAAAUAGUGGACAAAUCUGGUGUGGUUCGGGUGAGAAUUGAAGGAGACAAUGAAAAUAAACUGCCUAGAGAAGAUGGGAUGGUUCCAUUUGUAUUUGUUGGCACUAAAGAAAGCAUUGGAAAUGUGCAAGUUCUUUUAGAGUAUCAUAUUGCUUAUCUAAAGGAAGUAGAACAGCUAAGAAUGGAACGCCUACAGAUUGAUGAACAGCUACGACAGAUUGGUAUGGGUUUCAGACCUUCUUCCACCAGAGGGCCUGAAAAAGAGAAAGGAUAUGCCACUGAUGAAAGUACCGUCUCUUCUGUACAAGGUUCUAGGUCUUAUAGUGGAAGAGGCAGAGGUCGUCGGGGCCCUAAUUACACCUCCGGUUAUGGUACAAACUCUGAGCUGUCUAAUCCAUCUGAAACAGAAUCAGAGCGUAAAGACGAGCUGAGUGAUUGGUCAUUGGCAGGAGAAGAUGAUCGAGAGAGCCGGCAUCAGCGUGACAGCAGGAGACGCCCAGGAGGAAGAGGCAGAAGUGUUUCAGGGGGUCGAGGUCGUGGUGGACCACGUGGUGGCAAAUCGUCCAUCAGUUCUGUGCUCAAAGAUCCAGACAGCAAUCCAUACAGCUUACUUGAUAAUACAGAAUCAGAUCAGACUGCAGACACUGAUGCCAGCGAAUCUCAUCACAGUACUAACCGUCGUAGGCGGUCUCGUAGACGAAGGACUGAUGAAGAUGCUGUUCUGAUGGAUGGGAUGACUGAAUCUGAUACAGCUUCAGUUAAUGAAAAUGGGCUAGAUGAUAGUGAAAAAAAACCCCAGCGACGCAAUCGUAGCCGCAGGCGUCGUUUCAGGGGUCAGGCAGAAGAUAGACAGCCAGUCACAGUUGCAGAUUAUAUUUCUAGAGCUGAGUCUCAGAGCAGACAAAGAAACCUCCCAAGGGAAACUUUGGCUAAAAACAAGAAAGAAAUGGCAAAAGAUGUGAUUGAAGAGCAUGGUCCUUCAGAAAAGGCAAUAAAUGGCCCAACUAGUGCUUCUGGCGAUGAAAUUUCUAAGCUACAGCGUACUCCAGGAGAAGAAAAGAUUAAUACCUUAAAAGAAGAAAAUACUCAAGAAGCAGCAGUCCUGAAUGGUGUUUCAUAAACUGAAGAAGUUCCUAGUUUACAGUUCUUUUACAUUACAUUUUACAAUAGUGCUUGUACAAGCUUGCCAAAGAUAGAAUAUGGAUCGCCAGUCUUUACAUCGCACUUUCAGUUCCUCCAUUUGGAAUUCAGGAAGGGGAGGGAUCCUGAAGAAAUCAUAUGUUAAACAUACUUUGACACCUACUGUGUUAUAAAAUAUAUCAUCAGAUGUGCCUUGAGAAUAGUAUAUGUAACAUUAAAAAAGUUGCUGGCUAUAGGAAAUGUUAUUUUGUUUUCAAAAUAUGGCAGAAACGGGGGAGGUGGGUGGGGUGGGAUCCCUAACGUAAUAUUCUUUAUGAAAGCAUUAGCUGCUUUUGUUACAUUUUUAAUAAUAUGCAACCACUUCUUCACCUGAGGAAAACUAGAAUGAAAUGCAGUCUAAGAUAUUUUGCACUGAAUUGUAAUUUCUUCAUUAGUUUAGUCUGGAAACUGGUCUGUUUUAAUGUGUUUUUAAAAUGCUGUAUGUAGAAAAUCUGCAGACCACUGGAAUACAUUUGUUAAACUCUCAUCUGCAGGGACACUGGGUGAUAUUGGCAGUGACUGUUCAAUGAGGCUUUGUUUGGUUUAUUUAUUAAAGUGUACAGUAUUUAAAAAAAAUCAAACAUAGCUUUAGUUAAACACUAAGCUGAAUUAGUCAUGUCCAUUCAGACAUAACCUGAACUACUGAAAAGAUCAAUUUCCAGAAGGUUUAUUCUGUAUAAACUACAUGUUAGUCUUCAAUAGAGUAUCUUUUCCUUUUCUUCCCCAACCCUCCUCCCCCCCUUUUUUUUUCUUUUCUUUUUUUUCCUCUUUUCUUUCUUUCUUUUUUUUUUUUUUUUUUUUUGAUUUUGGUUGUUUGAUGUGCAAUAUGUUUUUGUAUGCAGGUAGUAAAUAAACUUUGAUCUACCA
Messenger RNA from Camelus dromedarius (Arabian camel), 2999 nucleotides. It is a transcript of the gene FXR1, whose product is annotated as FMR1 autosomal homolog 1. The transcript has 17 exons. NCBI's taxonomy places the organism in Eukaryota, Metazoa, Chordata, Mammalia, Artiodactyla, Camelidae. Gene Ontology annotation, biological process: negative regulation of translation; positive regulation of translation; positive regulation of protein phosphorylation. The coding region runs from base 40 to 2073 and encodes 677 amino acids. Gene Ontology annotation, molecular function: protein homodimerization activity; mRNA 3'-UTR binding; translation regulator activity. The record is from RefSeq and is a predicted model, not a curated record. Gene Ontology annotation, cellular component: nucleus; dendritic spine; growth cone.